UCUGGCCAGAGCUCGCCGAGGGAGCAGCAGGCUGCCUGCGACCGCGCAUCAUGCCGCCCAAGGACGACAAGAAGAAGAAGGACGCGGGCAAGUCGGCCAAGAAGGACAAGGACCCCGUCAACAAGUCUGGCGGCAAGGCCAAGAAGAAGAAGUGGUCUAAAGGAAAAGUGAGAGACAAAUUGAACAACCUUGUUUUGUUUGACAAAGCUACUUAUGACAAACUGUGCAAGGAAGUGCCGAACUACAAGCUUAUCACGCCUGCUGUGGUCUCAGAGAGACUGAAGAUUCGAGGUUCUUUGGCUAGAGCUGCACUCCAGGAGUUACUCAGCAAAGGUUUAAUUAAACUAGUGUCCAAACACAGAGCUCAGGUCAUCUACACCAGAAACACCAAGGGUGGUGAUGCUCCAGCUGCUGGGGAGGAUGCGUGAAAAGGUUCUCAAGCGGCUUUUAGAGUCUUCUGUGUAUUCCUAAAAAUAAAAUAAUUGAACUUG
Varanus komodoensis (Komodo dragon) is the source of this 491-nucleotide messenger RNA. RefSeq names its product ribosomal protein S25 (gene RPS25). Lineage: Eukaryota; Metazoa; Chordata; Lepidosauria; Squamata; Varanidae. The coding region runs from base 51 to 428 and encodes 125 amino acids. Gene Ontology annotation, cellular component: cytosolic small ribosomal subunit. The record is from RefSeq and is a predicted model, not a curated record. Gene Ontology annotation, molecular function: structural constituent of ribosome. The transcript is spliced from 5 exons.